Molecule: messenger RNA, 1071 nt
Organism: Camarhynchus parvulus
Lineage: Eukaryota; Metazoa; Chordata; Aves; Passeriformes; Thraupidae
Gene: RSAD2
Product: radical S-adenosyl methionine domain containing 2
Exons: 6
Coding region: 1-1071 (356 amino acids)
Biological process (GO): positive regulation of immune response; defense response to virus
Cellular component (GO): mitochondrion; endoplasmic reticulum membrane; lipid droplet
Molecular function (GO): 4 iron, 4 sulfur cluster binding; catalytic activity
Source: RefSeq, a predicted model, not a curated record
AUGCAGCUGGUCCUGCUGGCCCGGCUGCUGUCCGUCGGGCGGGCGGUGCUGGCGGCGCUGCGAGGGCGCCUGGGCGCGCUGUGCUGGAGCCUGGCUCCCCUGUCCCUGUCCCUGCCCCUGUCCCUAUCCCUCCCCGGCUGGCGGGACUCAGCCCCCCGGCAGCAGCGGGAGCAGGAAGGGGACGACGCGGCCCCGACGCCCACCAGCGUCAAUUAUCACUUCACCCGGCAGUGCAACUACAAGUGCGGCUUCUGCUUCCACACGGCCAAGACCUCCUUCGUGCUGCCCCUGGAGGAGGCCAAGCGGGGGCUGGCGAUGCUCAAGGAAGGAGGAAUGGAGAAAAUCAAUUUCUCGGGAGGAGAACCAUUUCUUCAGGACAGAGGCGAAUUUGUAGGCAAACUGGUCCAGUUUUGCAAGCAGGAGUUGGAGCUCCCAAGUGUCAGCAUUGUCAGCAAUGGCAGCCUGAUCAGAAAGCAGUGGUUCGAGAAGUACGGUGAAUAUUUAGAUAUUCUGGCAAUUUCAUGUGAUAGUUUUGAUGAGGAUGUCAACGUUUUAAUUGGCCGUCGUCAAGGAAAGAAGAACCAUGUGGAAAAUCUCCAUAAACUGAGGCAGUGGUGCCGAGAGUAUGCUGUUGCUUUUAAAAUAAAUUCAGUCAUCAACAGAUUUAAUGUUGAGGAAGAUAUGAAUGAGCAGAUCAAGGCACUGAACCCUGUGCGCUGGAAGGUAUUCCAGUGCCUGCUUAUCGAAGGGGAGAACAGUGGUGAGGAUGCUCUAAGAGAAGCAGAAAAAUUUGUUAUCAGUGAUGAAGAAUUUGAUCGAUUCCUAGAUCGCCAUAAAGAUGUCUCCUGCUUGGUACCUGAAUCUAAUCAGAAGAUGAGGGAUUCAUACCUCAUUCUGGAUGAAUAUAUGCGUUUUCUAAACUGUAGAAAUGGGCGGAAAGAACCUUCCAAGUCCAUCCUGGAUGUUGGUGUAGAAGCAGCUAUAAAAUUCAGUGGAUUUGAUGAGAAGAUGUUCCUAAAAAGAGGAGGAAAGUAUGUGUGGAGUAAAGCAGAUAUGAAACUGGACUGGUGA